AGUAAAAAUAUUCCACAACCCAAAAAUCCAAUUUCUUCUCCCUCGGUUUCCUCAAUCUGCCCGAUUGUCCCGCUCCCGAACAUAUUCCAAUCCUCUUCCUCCUCCUGCAUUCUCUUCCUCCCUGUCUCCAGAUUCAAACAUUUUCCUUCCUCUCCUCCCACGAUUGCCUCUCGCUUCCUUCUCUCCGUCGCAGCCUCCUCCUUCGACGCCACCGCCGUCACCGCCAUCGUAAUCCUUCCUCGAGGAUUCCCUCGAUUCUUCCCGGCUAUUGCGUGUGGAUUGCUCGGGAGAAGCUGCUGCGAGAAAGAGCGUUGCGAGAGAGAGGCUUGUGUUUCUUCCUCUUUGUCUGGAGCUAUGCAGAGCCAAUUGAUGUGCAACGGAUGCAGGAGUAUUCUUCUUUAUCCAAGAGGAGCUUCAAAUGUCUGUUGUGCGUUAUGUAAUACAAUAACAUCAGUCCCUUCUCCGGGGAUGGAAAUGGCUCAACUUAUAUGUGGAGGUUGCAGGACUUUGCUAAUGUAUACUCGUGGAGCAACCAGUGUCAGAUGCUCUUGCUGUCACACUGUGAACCUAGCCCCAGUAUCUAGUCAGGUUGCUCACAUAAACUGUGGCAACUGCCGGACGACGCUUAUGUAUCCCUAUGGAGCUCCAUCUGUGAAGUGUGCAGUCUGUCAAUACGUCACAAAUGUCAGCGUGACAAAUGUGAGGGUUCAACCGCCAGUGAACAGACCAAACGGUACAGGUGCUACGGUGCCAUCUACUACCUCAGCAAUGCCGCACUCACAGACUCAGACAGUAGUUGUCGAAAAUCCAAUGUCUGUCGAUGAAAGUGGGAAAUUGGUGAGCAAUGUGGUUGUUGGAGUCACAACGGAUAAAAAAUAAGGCAGCGUGGGAGGCGUUUGGAGAUCGUUGCUUGUAUCCAUUUGGUUAGUAGUCCUGGUUUUUGGGGUUUGGGAGGGGGGGAGGAAGAUGGGAAUUGUGUGUAUAAUAUUUCAAUGGAGAUUAAACAGAAAGAGAAAGAAGCUAUAAAAGUACUUGAAACAUAGGGAAAAAAGAAGCCUUAGGGAAGAGAUUGCAAGAAGGAAAGCGUGGAUGUACAUUUUGGAGGAGAUGACAAGAGGAACUUUGUGGGGGAAGGGGGAGCCUAGCCGUUCCCCUCUGUAUGUUUGAUUAUAUUACCCCAAACUGAGUUGCUACCACUAGUGUACCAUUCAUGCAUAUUUUGUACUCUUCUCAACACCAUGUUGAAUCACCCUGAUGCUGUAAUCUUCCAGAUUUAUUUGAUUACAUUUUUUUGUUAUGUUUCACAGAAAAUCUUCCAUCUAUACAACUCUUAUAAAUGAUUAGGACAUUGUGUUUUGGGUUCUCUGUUGUUUAUUUAUACGUUCCCUCUUUGUGCCU
Molecule: messenger RNA, 1398 nt
Organism: Linum tenue
Lineage: Eukaryota; Viridiplantae; Streptophyta; Magnoliopsida; Malpighiales; Linaceae
Source: the annotation of a GenBank genome assembly